AUGUUUCUGAGGAGAUCCAGCAACUUGUCUGGUUUCGACAACGAUACGACGUCAAAGAUCGAGUUCCAAGGCGACGCAUCGUUGCUGGACAAGGAGAUCCAUCUCACGAGCUCCCCCAUGCAAUACAGCGUCGGUAGAGUAGUGUACCGGGAGCCGCUCCGCCUCUGGGAUGCCACCACGAGGGAGCUGGCUGAUUUCACCACCCACUUCUCCUUCGUCAUCAACUCCUCCGAUCCCUUAACCCCCCACGGCGACGGCCUCGCUUUCUUCCUCACCGCGUAUCCUCCCACCCUGCCUGCCUACUCCCGGGGCGCCUUCCUCGGCCUCUUCAGCAACAGCUCUGUCGAUGGCUCGAGGGUCAGCACGGUGGCGGUCGAGUUCGACACCUUUCCCAACGCGUGGGAUCCGCUCGCCGACCAUGUCGGAAUCGAUAUCGACUCGAUCACAUCAAGCGCAACUUUGCAGUGGAACAGCAGCCUCAAGGAUGGCGGGCGGGCAUGUAUCAGGGCUCUUGCAAGAGAGGCUCGAAGUGCGAUAUUUAAUUCAUCCGACAUGAGAGCGUUCGAGAUCUCUUCUCAUUGA
Molecule: messenger RNA, 582 nt
Organism: Musa acuminata AAA Group (dessert banana)
Lineage: Eukaryota; Viridiplantae; Streptophyta; Magnoliopsida; Zingiberales; Musaceae
Product: lectin-related protein-like
Exons: 2
Coding region: 1-582 (193 amino acids)
Molecular function (GO): carbohydrate binding
Source: RefSeq, a predicted model, not a curated record